AUUAAACCAAAGAAAGGUUCGUAUUCAGCUGGUCAUAACACCUUUCUUCCACCUUGAAUAGUUGUGGUCUCUCCGGAGAGAAAGAAAGAGAGAGAGAGCGAUGGGUUGGCUAAGUCGAUUUGUGGCGGCCGUGACUUUCUUAGCCAUCGGGGUGAUAUUCUCUCCGGAAACCUUUGGAUCUAAUUCCAUUGCUCAGCUACCGACUUAUCUGAAACUGGCUCACCUACUCAGCUUUUCCACGGCUUUUGGUGCCGCUCUCUGGGUCACCUUCAUCGGUGGCAUCAUCAUGUUCAAGAAUCUACCAAGGCAUCAGUUUGGUAAUUUGCAAAGCAAGAUGUUUCCUGCAUAUUUUUGGCUGGUGGGGGUGUGCUGUGCGAUAUCUGUGGCAUCAUUUGGUUAUUUGCAUCCAUGGAAAUCAGCUUCCCCUUCUGAGAAGUACCAGCUGGGUUUCCUGUUAUCUUCCUUGGCUUUCAAUCUUACCAAUUUGUUUGUCUUUACUCCCAUGACUAUCGAGAUGAUGAGGCAGAGGCACAAGGUGGAGCGGGAAGAAAACAUUGGGAAUGAAAUUGGGUGGUCAAAGAACCAGGAAGUUGCUAAGGCUAACCCAAAGCUUGCUGCAAUGAACAAGAAAUUUGGCAUGAUCCAUGGUUUUUCAUCCCUUGCUAAUAUUAUGUCUUUUGGAAGCCUUGCCAUGCAUUCAUGGUACUUAGCAGGAAAGAUGAAUCUGUAAUUUGUACUUCCGGUGAAGCUUGUUUCUGGCUAUAAAUUAAAUUAACUGGGCAAGGACAUGAGUGCUUUCUCUUUGAUUAUUUCUGGUUGAGUGGUUGUUCCUGGCCAAGCUGUGUAUUGUCCUGAACAAUGUGUUAAGUUUAAGAAGUUCAUCGACCUCACAUACUCUGAAAUAAAAGUUCACAGAUUUAUACUUCUA
Messenger RNA from Hevea brasiliensis (rubber tree), 928 nucleotides. RefSeq lists its product as uncharacterized. Lineage: Eukaryota; Viridiplantae; Streptophyta; Magnoliopsida; Malpighiales; Euphorbiaceae. Bases 101 to 730 code for a protein of 209 amino acids. The transcript is spliced from 3 exons. The record is from RefSeq and is a predicted model, not a curated record.